AUGUUUGGGCAGCAGCAGCCAGGAGAACUCUUUCGACUGCGAGCUCAAUCGAGUGCACCAGACGCAAACCUCCACAACAUUGCCCCUCCGGACCAUGAUCAAGAGCAAAGGAGCAACGCCAAUGGCGAGGGAGCAGUUGAAGACGCCGCGCCCCAAACGGGUGCCACCUCCACAGCUGUCCCUAGUACUGAGGCCUCUUCGACUGCCGAAGGGACAUGGGGCGAAAGAGACGUUGGUGGGCCCGUUAGUCACAGAAUAGCAAUGGAGGACUACGAGGCCAUGCGGCGUGAGCUCUCUCAAUUGAGCCACACAAGAUCGAAAUCCAGUGCGAGAGCCGAUGGCGGCGGGCUCAUGCGGACCCUCACAAGUCGAAGCAGGCGAGCAGAGCGUCCUUCCCAGCAACGCACACAGUCUUCCGAGAGAAGGAGCGCAUUCGCCGAUGGCGAGGACCUUGAAGCUGGCGAUGCACAGGGUGUGGCGGAGAAAGAGAUGCAAUUCGAGCUGGGACCGUUUCUGAAAGAGGGCCAUUUUGAGAAGCAUACCGAUACGGGCGAUUCAGCGAAGAAAGUGGGUGUGGUGUUUAAGAAUUUGACUGUCAAAGGUGCUGGGAGCACGACGAACUAUACGAAGACCUUGCCGGAUGCGAUACUGGGGACCAUCGGACCGGAUCUGUAUCGGCUCAUGUGCCGUUUCAUACCUGCUCUAAGCUUCAAUAAACAUCAGCAAUUAAGGACCCUCAUCAAUGAUUAUACGGGCAUUGUCCGAGAUGGAGAGAUGAUGCUGGUGCUUGGGCGGCCUGGGUCUGGUUGCACUACUUUUUUGAAAGCUAUUGCAAAUAAGCGGAAUGAAUACGCUUCGGUAACAGGAGACGUCUCCUAUGGAGGCAUUCCGGCCAAAGAACAGAAUGCACAUUAUAGGGGCGAAGUCAACUACAACCCAGAAGACGACCAGCAUUUCCCAACUCUGAAUGUCUGGCAAACCUUGAAGUUCUCGCUGCUAAACAAGACCAAGAAGCGUGAAAGAGGCGAAAUGAGCAUCAUCAUUGACGCGCUGAUGAACAUGUUCGGCAUUAGCCAUACUGCUAAGACGCUGGUUGGAAAUGAAAUGGUUCCUGGUGUUUCGGGAGGUGAAAGGAAACGGGUCUCUAUUGCAGAAACACUGGCUACGAAAUCAACAGUGGUAUGCUGGGACAAUUCAACUCGAGGGUUGGAUGCCUCUACCGCACUGGAUUAUGCCAAUUCUCUACGCAUCAUGACGGAUGUCAGUAACCGCACGACACUUGUUACGCUCUACCAAGCUGGAGAGCAGAUCUACGAACUAAUGGACAAGGUUCUCGUCAUCGAUGAAGGGCGGAUGGUCUUCCAAGGUCCAGCAAACGAAGCUAAGCAGUACUUCCUCGACCUGGGACUCUAUUGCCCAGAGAGACAAACGACUGCAGACUUCCUGACCGCUGUGACCGAUCCAGCUCAAAGAGUGUUCCGCGAAGGGUACGAAGCACAGACGCCGAAGACCGCGGAAGACUUUGAGAGAGCCUUCAAGAAUAGUGCCAAUUACAAGAAAGUCCUGGCAGACGUCGAGGAUUACGAACAGCACCUCAAUCGUACAGACCAUGGGGACGCAAGAGAGUUCAAGCAAAGCGUCAAGGAGCAGCAGUCGAAACAUGUGUCGCCGAAAUCGAGUUUUACUGUGAGCAUUUGGAAACAGGUGCUGGCGUGUACUCAGCGCGAGUUCUGGCUCGUCUGGGGCGACAAGCCUACCAUUUAUACCAAAUUCUUCAUCAUCAUUGCCAAUGGACUCAUCGUGGGCUCUCUCUUCUAUGGCCAACCUCUGAACACCGAAGGUGCUUUCACCCGCGGCGGCACAGGCUUCUUCUCCAUCCUAUUUCUUGGUUGGCUUCAACUCUCCGAGCUGAUGAAGGCCGUCUCUGGUAGAGUGGUCAUCGACCGACAUCGUGAAUAUGCCUUCUACCGGCCCAGUGCCGUGGUUCUAGCUCGGGUUCUGGCCGACUUCCCUCUCAUUCUCACACAGGUCAUACCGUUCACGAUCAUCAUGUACUUCUUGACAGGCCUGGACGUUACCGCGUCGAAGUUCUUCAUCUACUUGCUAUUCGUCUACACCACAACUAUCUGCAUCACCGCACUCUACCGGAUGUUUGCGGCAUUGUCACCAACAAUCGACGAUGCGGUCAGGUUCUCUGGUACCGCCCUUAAUCUCCUGAUCAUCUACACUGGCUACGCAAUACCGAAACCCACCCUGUUACAUUCGAAGAUCUGGUUCGGCUGGAUUUACUACAUAAACCCGAUCUCCUAUGCGUUUGAGGGUGUCCUAUCGAACGAGUUCGCCGACCGAACUAUGUCCUGCGCUGCAGAAAUGCUUGUGCCUCAGGGUCCCGGGGUCCUAUCUCAAUAUCAAGGAUGUGCCAUUAGCGGAGCCACUUUGAGCAGCACGAGCGUCUUAGGCUCCGCAUACAUUGGCACUACCUACGAAUACACGCGUUCGCAUCUGUGGCGGAAUUUUGGUGUGCUCAUCGCUUUCACUGUGCUUUAUAUUUUGGUCACCGUUAUGGGAUCAGAGCUAUUUUCGUUCGUGGGGGGUGGUGGGGGUGCUUUGGUCUUCAAGAAAGGCUCCAAGACGCCCGCACAGGGCACUCCAAGCACUGCGGACGCUGAGAAGGGUGGCGAUGCUGGAGAUAGCAGUGCCUCGAGUGGUCAACUUCAGACGAGCAGCCAGGAAGACAACCCAAUCCCAAAGAUCUCGGAAAAUGAGAGCGUCUUUACUUGGACUGAUGUUGAGUUUAGCGUGCCUUAUGAGGGAGGCCAGCGUAAAUUGCUCAACCGAGUGAAUGGGUACGCUAAACCUGGAGUCAUGGUAGCCCUAAUGGGCGCUUCCGGUGCUGGGAAGACUACCCUGUUGAACACCUUAAGCCAGCGCCAGAGGAUUGGUGUCGUGAGUGGGGAAAUGCUUGUUGAUGGCCGAAAUCUUGGCACUGAAUUCCAGCGUGUCACUGGCUUUGUCGAACAACAAGACCUUCAUGACAGGACUGCUACUAUUCGAGAAGCCAUCGAAUUUUCCGCAAUCUUGCGUCAAGAACGACAUGUGCCUCGAGAAGAGAAACUUGCCUACGUUAAGGAGAUCAUAGACCUGCUUGAGUUGCGGGAAUUGUCCGAUGCUUUGAUCCUUUCAUUGGGUGUCGAGCAGCGGAAACGUGUCACUAUUGCGGUCGAGCUGGCUGCAAAACCUUCACUUCUCUUCCUCGACGAGCCCACAUCAGGUCUCGACAGCCAGUCUGCUUACUCGAUCGUGCGGUUCCUCAAGAAGCUUGCGGUAGCUGGACAUGGGAUUAUAUGUACGAUCCAUCAACCGUCUUCGGUUCUCAUCCAACAGUUCGACAUGAUUCUUGCUCUCAAUCCUGGAGGUAACACCUUUUACUUUGGUCCCGUUGGCGACAAUGGCUCUGCUGUUAACAAGUAUUUCGCCGAUCGUGAAGUUUAUUGCCCACCACAAAAGAAUAUUGCGGAGUUCAUCCUUGAGACUGCAGCAAAAGGCGGCAAAAGGAAGGACGGGAAACGCCUGAACUGGAAUGACGAAUGGAAGAAAUCCCAAGAAUACAAAGGCGUUCUUGUCGAGAUCGAUCGCGUUAAUAAAGAGCGAGAGAAGAUCCCGCCCAAAGCCGCAGACACACAACAUGAAUACGCCUCCCCAGUCUGGCUCCAAAUCACCAUGCUGACUCACCGAAUGUUCACGCAAUACUGGCGCGACCCAUCCUACCUCUAUGGCAAACUAUUCGUUGCAAUAAUUAUCGGCAUCUUCAACGGCUUCACCUUCUGGCAACUAGGCAAUACGAUCCAAGACAUGCAGAACCGCAUGUUCACAGCCUUCCUGAUUAUCUUGAUCCCGCCUACCGUCGUCAACGCCGUUGUGCCGAAGUUCUAUAUGAAUAUGGCACUGUGGGAAGCUAGGGAAAACCCGAGCAGGAUCUAUAACUGGGUAGCUUUCUGCACAGCCUCUGUCGUGACCGAGAUCCCUAUCUCCAUCGUUUCGGCUGUCAUAUACUGGAUCAUUUGGUACUACGCCACUGGCCUCCCAACCGAUAGCAGUACGGCCGGCUACGUCUUCUGGAUGACGAUGCUUUUCUUCCUCUUCCAAGCUAGUUGGGGCCAAUGGAUCUGCGCUUUUGCCCCAUCCUUCACCGUCAUUUCCAACGUUCUGCCGUUCUUCUUCGUCAUGUUCGGCCUCUUCAACGGCGUUGUUCGUCCUUACUCUCAACUUCCAGUUUUCUGGCGGUACUGGAUGUAUUGGGUCAACCCUUCCACCUACUGGAUCGGCGGUGUCAUUGCUGCCACGCUCCGAGACAUACCCAUUCAAUGCGGCCCUGACGAAGCGGCUAUGUUCAAUCCACCGCCCGGGAUGACCUGUGGACAGUAUGCUCAACCGUAUGUCAACAGCGUUGGCACUGGCUACAUCACGAAUCCGAGCGCAACGAGCGAUUGUGGUUACUGCCAGUAUGCCAGUGGAGUGGAGUAUAUGGCAAGCCUGAAUGUGAGCCCGAGCGAUAAGUGGAAGUACCUGCCGAUUUUCCUGGCGUUUGUCAUUAGCAAUUGGGCGCUGGUGUACUUCUUUGUUUACACGGUCAGAGUUAGAGGCUGGGGCUUUGGGUUUGGCUAUCUGUUCGGUGGGUUGGGGAAGCUGGUCAGUGCUGUGAAGACGGGGAUUGGAAAGACGGUUGGUGGGAAGAAAGGGAAGGGGGCUGAAGCCGAGAAGUAA
Letharia columbiana is the source of this 4764-nucleotide messenger RNA. RefSeq lists its product as uncharacterized. The transcript is spliced from 2 exons. NCBI's taxonomy places the organism in Eukaryota, Fungi, Ascomycota, Lecanoromycetes, Lecanorales, Parmeliaceae. The coding region runs from base 1 to 4764 and encodes 1587 amino acids. Gene Ontology annotation, molecular function: ABC-type transporter activity; ATP hydrolysis activity; ATP binding. Gene Ontology annotation, cellular component: membrane. Gene Ontology annotation, biological process: transmembrane transport. The record is from RefSeq and is a predicted model, not a curated record.